Girardinichthys multiradiatus is the source of this 2844-nucleotide messenger RNA. Its product is annotated as putative gustatory receptor clone PTE03. Gene Ontology annotation, molecular function: olfactory receptor activity. Lineage: Eukaryota; Metazoa; Chordata; Actinopteri; Cyprinodontiformes; Goodeidae. Gene Ontology annotation, biological process: G protein-coupled receptor signaling pathway. The record is from RefSeq and is a predicted model, not a curated record. The coding region runs from base 986 to 1921 and encodes 311 amino acids. Gene Ontology annotation, cellular component: membrane. The transcript has a single exon.
UCCACUGGUCCCCAAACCAGACCCCCUCCGGCCCUUGGCUGCGUCUAGAAAUCCUGUCCAUAAAAGACCAUCUGUGUUGUAGUUUAAAGUGCUUUAGCAAUGAAGCUGAGUUGAGAUUUUCUGCUUCCAGCCAAUCAAAAAGAGACAUUUAAUCUUAGAAAAUUGACUGAUAAUAAACAUGUUUAAUAUAGAAAUGUGGGUUUAAUAAAAAGUACGUUUAAUAUCUACAUAAAGUUUAUUUAUAAGAUGCUUUUAAUCUGACAAACGAGCCUCAUCAGAAUGUUUAAUGUAAUUUAUUGAAUAUGACUGUAAAUGCAUUUAGUUGCUGUCAUGUGGCUGAAUGAUUCAGUUUAUCAGUCUGUACUAGAUUUAUCAUAGCUAUAUUAACCAAAAGGUAAAUGCUGCCAAUAUUACUCAAUACUCCACAUAAUUGAUGAUGUUCCUUGUUUAUUAUGAUAAAGAAAUAAUGUCAGAAUUCAGUAUUUAAAUGAAGAAACAUCACGAGUCAUCCAUCACCAGCCUUUAUGAGCCAUGCUGCCGAACACAGUUGGAGUUCAUUGGUGUGGCCAUCUGGUCUCUAUGACGACCAGCAUGUUGUUACAUCUUUUCUUCGCUCUCAGAUGAAUAGAUCUAUUUAUAUAAAAACAAGCCCAGACAGAGCUUUGCUCCCAGACAGUCAGGUGCUUCAUCCUUGCAAGCCUAAGAAAGUUAGAGAUACCAACUAAAUGUUCAGGUUAUAGUAAAAUAUAUUGAAUUUAUAACAGUUUGAAAUGAGUCUACAUUUGGUGUAGAACGUGUCUUUGUUCAUGGCUCUAGACAGGUAAACUAUCUCACCCAAAAUUUAUGUCACUCUUUCUGAGGAUGGUCUUUGUUUUUUAAAUAUUUCAUGAAGAACAGAUGUGUCACCCUGAUAUUAUUUGCCAUCAUUGCUUGACCUGGUGUAAGAAGGAGUCUUCAUGUCCCCUCACUUGAUCUUUCUUUCAGGAUGAUGGUAAAUGACACCUUCAACAGUUUGACCCUCCAGCUGGAGGGUUUAAGGAUCGAGGAGACAUCUGUGUUCCCCGUCUUUUUGUUUUUUUUCUUCUCUUAUCUGUUCAUUAUGAUCCUGAAUGUUGGGAUUGUGGUUCUGGUUUACAUUGAUAAAGGCCUCCAUCAGCCCAUGUAUUUGUUGUUCUGUAACCUUCCAGUGAAUGACAUCUUUGGAAAUUCUAUCGUUUUACCACGUUUGCUUUCUGACCUACUGAAGCAUCCCUCCGAGUUACUGAUCAGCUACUAUGGGUGCGUUCUUCAGGCCUUCUCCACACAUUUGUUCGGCACCACUUCCCACACGGUGCUCAUGAUCAUGGCCUUUGACAGAUAUGUUGCUAUCUGUAAUCCUCUACGUUACUCUGCAAUAAUGACCAACAGAAUGGUGAUGAAGCUGACGGUCUCUGCCUGGGGGGUGGCCUUUGUUCUGGUCGGGGUUCUGCUGGGUCUGACUAUACGGCUGAACCGAUGCAGGACUCUCAUCACUAAUCCAUACUGUGACAACGCCUCGUUGUUUAAGCUGUCCUGUGAGAGUGUGGUGAUUAAUAACAUCUACGGCCUGACCUUCACCGUGGUUCUGUUCACAGUCUCUAUAGGCAGCAUUGUUCUCACCUACACUAAGAUCACGUUGGUCUGUCUGAGGAAUAAGAACAAGUCCUUGAACAGUAAGGCCUUGAAGACCUGCAGCACCCACCUGGUGGUGUAUCUCAUCAUGCUUUUCUGUGGAAUACUUAUUAUAACACUGCAUCGUUUCCCUCAGUACUCAGACCAGAGGAAAAUAUCUGCCAUCCUCAUCCAUAUCAUCCCUUGCAGCCUGAAUCCCAUCAUCUAUGGAGUUCAAUUUAAGGAAAUAAAAAGAUUCCUCUCUAAUAUCUUUAGGUCUAGAAAGGUUUAAUCUUCAUAUUGAAAACAAUAUUUUUAUAGUUUACCAAUGUAGUCGAGCAGAUUUAGAAAAUAAAUAUUUUCUUUAAACGUAAAUAGCUGUUUUUUAUUUAUUUUUUAACCCAAUUUUUAAUCCUCUGAAUGUAAUCUAAAUGUUUGAAAUGUUUUCGUUUCUUGUGCUUUAUAUAUUAGUUAUUCAGAAUUUUAACUGGUAGUUUUUAUGUUUAUAAAAUAACACCAAAGAAAAGAAAAAAAAUCAGCAGAUUGAAAUUUAAAUCAUGAUGUACAAACAAAGCUUUUCUCUGAAGAAGAUUUAAUGUCAGAUUUUGGACUCUAUGAAUGAAGAUUUUAGCAGCUUGCAUUUCUCUUUCAGAAGAACUCAGUGACCCAAAGGCCCACUUUAACAGCAGUUUGUGCACCAGUUUGAAGUGAUUUUUCCCAUACAAAUUACAACAAUGCUUCAUAUUUUUGGCCUUGGGGUCAGUUCAGUGAACACAGCUAACUUGUACAACAUAACGUAUCUGGAAAACCAGAGAACUUCUUUGUGCUGAAACUGAAAAACGUUCAGCUGGUCAGUUUGUAUUCAGGUGCUGGGCGCUCAGGGACCACAGCGACCCCUGGUGGGCAACAGGUUUCAUCAGUCUGGGUUCUAUCAGCAAGCAUGUUUCCAGAACAAAUGAAUCCCACUGUGAGCUGCUCCAUAGAAACACUUAUUAACAGUUUCUGAUGAAAAUUAGUCCUGUGGGAGGAAACCAGAAGAUGUCUAUUACAGCUCAGACAAUAACACUGAUUACAGGAGGUGUGGAGUUCUCUAUGGGCAUUCUCAGGUUGUUAAAGUCUGACUUGAACUGAAUGUCACACGGAGUGAGAAUUAUAUUCUAUAAAUUGCUUUAUUAAAACCUUUAAAAAAUGAAAUAAUAAAAGAUUUCAUCUUCA